Molecule: messenger RNA, 2843 nt
Organism: Oncorhynchus mykiss (rainbow trout)
Lineage: Eukaryota; Metazoa; Chordata; Actinopteri; Salmoniformes; Salmonidae
Product: homeobox even-skipped homolog protein 2
Biological process (GO): regulation of transcription by RNA polymerase II
Cellular component (GO): nucleus
Molecular function (GO): RNA polymerase II cis-regulatory region sequence-specific DNA binding; DNA-binding transcription factor activity, RNA polymerase II-specific
Source: RefSeq, a predicted model, not a curated record
AUGGAGAGGAGAAAAAAAGAGAUGAUUCUGAUGGAGAGAGGUCUACACAGUCCCGUGUCUGGCAAAAGGCUCUCAAACCUGUCAGACUCGGCUGGAAAUUCAGUGUUGGAGGCCCUUGAAAAUGCUCAGCACAGUGAUCGACUAAACCCGACAAUAACUUCCGCCUCGCUUCAUGGAAGUCUCGGGGAUAUUCCAAACAAAGGCAAGUUCGAAACGGACAGACUUUUCGGUGCCCACCACAACAGCGAGAAUAACUCCUCAGCGGAGAUUUCCUUGUCAGAAAGCAGAAAAAAAAUCCGCUUGUACCCUGAAGUUUCUCAAGACUCAGACAUGAACAGUGAUGUGGAAGUGGGAUGCCCAUCGUAUCGUUCCCCGAGCCAACACAAGGAAAACAACAACAAAGGUUUUUCUGACAAUAAUUCUGGAGGCUCCAACACAAAUUCAUCCUCCCUUUCCAAUCUUAACGGCAAUGGAAUGUGUUCAAACAUGUCAAAUGCGGAUCAGGUGAGAAGGUACCGGACUGCAUUUACCAGAGAACAAAUAGGAAGACUGGAGAAAGAGUUUUACAGGGAAAAUUACGUCUCAAGACCAAGAAGAUGUGAACUUGCCGCAUCACUCAAUCUACCUGAAACUACAAUAAAGGUAUGGUUCCAGAACAGGCGGAUGAAGGACAAGAGGCAACGUUUGGCAAUGUCUUGGCCCCAUCCAGCAGAUCCAAGCUUUUACACCUACAUGAUGACGCACGCGGCAGCCACCGGAAGUCUACCGUACCCUUUCCAUUCCCACAUACCUCUGCACUAUUACCCGCAUGUGGGUGUCACAGCAGCUGCCGCUGCCGCUGCCGCAGCUGCGUCUGGUGCUGCAGCGUCACCUUUCACUACCUCCAUUCGCCCUCUCGAUACUUUCCGUGCACUCUCCCAUCCUUAUUCACGCCCAGAGCUUCUCUGUGGCUUCAGGCACCCAGGACUUUAUCAGUCACCCUCAGGCCUCAAUAGCUCUGCGGCAGCAUCAGCAGCAGCGGCUGCAGCAUGUGCAGCUGCGGUCAGCGCACCAUCGGUCACUGGGCCAUGCUCGUGCCUCAGUUGUCACAGCAGCCAGGCGGCCAGCGCGCUAGGCUCCAGAAGUACCAACACUGACUUCAACUGCACCGCAUCCGGGCAAAGGUCCGAAAGUGGAUUUUUUCCGUAUUCUGCCGCUGUCCUGAGCAAAACGUCGGCUCCAUCACCAGAUCAGAGAGAGGAAUCUUCACUAAACAGAUAACUUCAUCGUGUGGAAGAUCUAAAUCAAGUGCAGUUGGUUCUGUUUUCUGCUUUGCUAUUAGUUUAUACAUAGGCCUACAUCUACGACUCCAAUAUUUGGAGGACAAAUAAAGGUAAUUUCAAAACAAUUAGCAUAAUUCGCUUUUUUUUUUUAAAGAAGCCAAAAGGUGUUAACAUUGGUAAGUGCUAAAUUGACAGUAAUUUAACGGACUAUUUUGUUCGUGCGUCGGUGAUGAAGCUUUAUUCCUGUGCCUUAAAACCUAGAAAUAACUAUCUAAUUUAGUGAUAGGCCCACGGUACUCGUGAUUUAUCCACUUAUAUCAAAUAUAUUUUCUAUCAAUUAUCUUAUUUUCGAAUUUCCCAGUUAUAUUUUGGUCUUAAUUUAAGGCACUGUAAAAGUAAGCAUUUUUAUGUAUUUAUUAUUGUUCUCUGCAUUUAUCAAAUCAAUGCUGGGCAUUGCUUUUCUCUAUGAAAUAUUGGUACGUGUAGAUUCGUUAUUAAUGUAGGUUAUGGUGAGAAUCAUAUUUACAUUAUGUGCCACAACAACUACUACUGAAUAAUAACCGGUACAGUUCAAGGGAUAUUCCUAAUCUUCAAGUAAGGUGCAUAGAAUUUUGCACCGCUUCGAACUUGUCAGUAAUGAUGUUGAGAAUAGAGGAUUAUGGCGAAAAUUGCCAAUCUUGUACUUUCACUCCUCGUUCUGAGACCCGCUGUCGGGUGCUAAUAACCCCCUGAGGGAAGUCAUUAGACAUGACAGAUAAAAGACUUGGAACAUACAACAUUGUUCUUGGUGCUUAGAUUGUACCGUAAAAUGUGACAUUCCUUACAUGUGAAGGUUUAAAAAAAAAAGUGUACUCGGUAGAGCCAAUGUUCGUUUCAGUUAGAAGUUGGAUCCAGCAACUGCCCUUUACACUUUUCCUGUUAUAUUUCCGUUACAUGUUAUAUGGAGCAACCUUGUUCAAUUAAAAACGGUAUUUCCAUUCUUUCCCAAUCUGGCCCCCUUCACUCAACAGACAGUACAUAUCGUUCAAAUAGUUUUCAACCAAAAUAUUUACCGCUGUGGAUUGGAAAACGACCCAUGACGUGUAAAUUACAUUUCUUAUAUAUAGAUAUUAAUAAUUUAUCUGACUUGUUGAAUGUUUAUUCAAUUUAAAUCCGUAUACACUGGAGAUCAUACACGCCUAUUUCACCAUAACUUUUGACUAUUAUAUUGUAAGGUAAACAUGCUUCUAUGGCAACAAACAAACCAAAUAAGUCGUAUGCAAAAUACACGUUAUAAGUCCAUACAUGUAAAAGGCGAGAGUACAUGUUGUACUACAUUGAAACAAGGCCUCCAAGGGCUGAUAAAAGGAUAAGUGAAAGCUGUUUAAAAAGGUUGAAAUAAUGAAAUACUAGUGUAUUGCCCUAUGUCCCCAGGGUCUCUGAGAUACAUGGAUCUGUAUAUUAUAUCUCUGUGUUUAAAAUAUUACCAACUGUAUGAAUUUACACAUUUUAACUUGAGAAAAAAAUGUGUAAAUAUCUUUAUGUAAAUCAUGUCAUUUAUUGAUGAUGUUUGUUCUUGGGAAAUAAAUCUUUUUUUUUAAA